AUGUCAUCAAACAGACAGAGAAUUGUUACCUCAAGGGCCCCACUACUCCCACAACAAACUACUCCAGAACAACGUUAUUGGAGACAGUAUUCAUCAGCUCAACUUGUCAAAGAGCAUAAUAGUGUUACACAUAUUGCUUUUAAUCCAAAGAGUCCCUUUGAUUUUGCAGUGACAUCUUCUACUAGAGUUCAAAUUUUCUCUUCGAGGACAAGACAAGUGGUAAAGACAUUCUCUAGAUUUAAGGACGUUGUAUAUUCGGCAAGUUACAGACAAGAUGGUAAGUUAUUAGUUGCUGGUGAUGCAACAGGUUUAGUUUCUGUUUACGAUUCUUAUAAUCCAAGAUCUAUUUUAUUAUCUAUCAAUGCAUCCACACAUCCAACACAUGUUACAAAAUUUCAUCCUCAAGAUAGUAAAUCCUUAGUCACAGCGAGUGAUGAUAGAGUCACAAGAGUUUGGGAUAUCUCUCAUGCGUAUGAACCUACAUUAGAAUUAACAGGUGCCUCUGAUUAUAUUCGUAGUGUUUGUUUUGUCCCAUCUGCUCCACAUUUAAUUGCUACAGGUUCUUAUGACGGGUUAGUUAGAUUAUAUGAUACACGUAAAGAAGGAAACACUCCAAUAUAUUCAUUGAACCACGAUCAACCAAUUGAAGAUAUAAUUUCUAUUUCCCCAACCCAAUUAGCAUCAUGUGGUGGCUCAAACUUCAAGAUUUGGGAUUUAACUAGCAAUAAAAAAUUAUACGAAAGAGGUAAUUUCAAUAAGACCGUUACAUGUUUGGAUUAUGUUGAGAACUUUGACUCACCAAUGCAAUCAGCAAUUAUCGCUUCUUCCUUAGAUGGUCAUAUCAAGGUGUUUGACCCAUUUGACAAUUUCAAGGUUAAGUUUGGUUGGAAAUUUUCAAGUGCUGUUUUAAGCUGUGCCGUCUCCCCAAGUGAUGCAACUGGUAAUAGAAAUUUAGUUGCAGGUAUGUCCUCUGGUCUUCUUGCUAUCAGAACAAAAAAGAAAGAAAAGAAAUCGGUUGUUCGUAAUGACACUUUGGAGACAGUUACAGGGAAACAAUCAAAGAGUAAUAAUUUCCAAAGAAUGAUGCGUGGUUCUGAAUAUGAAGGUGAUCAAGAACAUAUUAUUCACAACGAUAGAGUCAGACAACAACGUCGUAUUCGUGUGUUUGAAAGAUAUAUAAACCAAUUUAAAUGGAGUGAAGCAUUAGAUAGUGCAUUUGUACCAGGUAUGGCUAAAGAACUAACAUUAACUGUAUUACAAGAACUUCGUAAGCGUGGUAAGAUUCGUGUUGCAUUGUAUAAUAGAGAUGAAUCCACUUUAGAGCCAUUGCUAAAUUGGUGCUUGAAAGGUAUCGAAGAUGUCAGAUCUGCUAUUAUUGUAGCUGACUGGAUUGCUGUCGUACUAGAACUAUAUGGUAACACUUUAGAAAGUAGUCCUGUACUAAGAGGUAUGAUAAUAGAUUUGAGAAAUAAGGUAAGGGAAGAAGUUUACAAGGCAAAAGAAGCUCAAAAAAUUGAAGGUAUGUUACAACUGUUAAGUAGUUGA
This is a messenger RNA of Maudiozyma saulgeensis, 1545 nucleotides long. The record is from the annotation of a GenBank genome assembly. NCBI's taxonomy places the organism in Eukaryota, Fungi, Ascomycota, Saccharomycetes, Saccharomycetales, Saccharomycetaceae.